AUGUCUUCCCCUGAAAUUGCUUCCCUUUCAUGGGGGCAGAUGAAAGUACAAGGCUCUACUAAAAUCUAUAAGGACUGCAAAGUGUGGCCAGGGGGAAGUCGGGAUUGGGAUUGGAGAGAAACAGGAACUGAGCAUUCUCCUGGUGUGCAGCCUGCAGAUGUGGAGGAAGUUGUCAAGAAGGGCGUGCAGACACUUGUGAUUGGCCGAGGGAUGAGUGAGGCCUUGAAGGUGCCCCCAUCAACCCUGGAGUACCUUGAGAAACAAGGCAUUGAUGUACGAGUACUCCAGACAGAGAAGGCCGUAAAGGAGUACAAUGCCUUGGCUGCCCAAGGUGUCAAGGUCGGAGGGGUCUUCCAUUCCACCUGCUGA
This is a messenger RNA of Pipistrellus nathusii (Nathusius's pipistrelle), 369 nucleotides long. The record is from the annotation of a GenBank genome assembly. Lineage: Eukaryota; Metazoa; Chordata; Mammalia; Chiroptera; Vespertilionidae.